Molecule: messenger RNA, 646 nt
Organism: Geodia barretti
Lineage: Eukaryota; Metazoa; Porifera; Demospongiae; Tetractinellida; Geodiidae
Source: the annotation of a GenBank genome assembly
AGACUGGAAACGAAUUGUUGAGUUUCCAGAGAAUAAUCUUUGUCUUGUUGGUCACUGUCGCCGUUUGCUGUUAGAGUCCGCACCAACUGGGACACCUGGAGAAUCUCACGAGUCGUAUGAGCUAGUCUGGGAGGUGAGGGGAGGCAAGCGACGCUUGGUUGGUCCCUCAGCAAGAAGCUUCUGCAGAGUAAACACACCGAGCGAGUCGUUGUCAUGUUUCUCUAAAAAGCGCACGCGCGCUGUGGGCGUUUCUUUCUGCGCAUGCGCACUCGCAUCGUAAAAGGGGUGUGUGGGGCGGGCACUGACUUUCAAGCUGUUGCACAGAUCAAGCUAGUUCGACCGGGUCAGUGAUCAGCUCUCAAAGGAAAGAAUGGUCAUCCUACGAAAGGGAGACCAUGUCUGGCUGGACAACACGAAGGGUGGCGAAUUCGAGGUGCCAAUUGGGGCUGUCGUCAAGUUCUCUGAUGCCGGUGAGCUGCAGGUCGUUGAUGACGAAGAUGAAGAACAUUGGGUCUCUUCCAAGAACGCCUCCAAAAUCAGGAUCAUGCACCCCACCUCCGUCCAGGGAGUGGAGGACAUGAUUCACCUUGGAGACCUCCACGAGGCGGGAAUACUGCACAAUCUGCUCCUCAGAUACAAGCAGAAG